Messenger RNA from Suillus paluster, 1805 nucleotides. RefSeq names its product SMAD/FHA domain-containing protein. Gene Ontology annotation, biological process: protein ubiquitination; ubiquitin-dependent protein catabolic process; negative regulation of septation initiation signaling. Gene Ontology annotation, cellular component: ubiquitin ligase complex; cell division site; cytosol. NCBI's taxonomy places the organism in Eukaryota, Fungi, Basidiomycota, Agaricomycetes, Boletales, Suillaceae. The transcript is spliced from 3 exons. Bases 114 to 1577 code for a protein of 487 amino acids. Gene Ontology annotation, molecular function: ubiquitin protein ligase activity; protein binding. The record is from RefSeq and is a predicted model, not a curated record.
CGCAGCCGCAAAGCAGCGCCUCCAUCAACUAGAAAAAAUAAUCGAGCGAGGAACGUCAAACGAGUUCAUUGACCACCAUCCGAAUCUUCGAAUCUAACGAAAGGCAACAGGACAUGGCUUUGGAGGCACCUCAACCACAGAAUUCAAGUCUAGUUCUAAAUAAUGAUUCACCAACCGUACCACAACGGUCCACAGUGACCAUUUUGGGAUCCUUUCUACGUGGACGCCCAAGAGGAACUUCUACUUCACACCAAUUAGAUUUAUCCCCCAAUCGACGUACAAGCUUCGCACCACAAAACAUACUCAGAAGAAGAGACACAAACAACGACCUACCUUCACUAUCACCAACACCAACAUCAACUUCACCCAUGCCAGCACCACCCCUUCUCCGAGCAACAACCAUCUCAAACCCAAACCCUGCAACCCACAGAAUAAGACUAGUUCCCCACCUCGACAGUCGCCGCACACUCCGUUUCGAACCCAUCAGCCGUGAUAUCAAAGACAAUGACAGUCCCCUACGCAUAGGUCGCUUCACAGAUCGCUCAGGAAUAGGUCUAGCAGCAGUAAACGCCCUAAACACCAACAAACUCGCUUUCAAAUCUAAAGUCGUCUCAAGAGCACAUGCAGAGAUCUGGAGCGACAGCGGAAAAUUCUAUAUCAAAGACACAAAAUCUUCAUCUGGGACUUUCCUCAAUCAUCUCAGGUUGAGUCCUGCCGGAUCAGAGAGUAAACCCCAUCAACUCAAAGAUGGCGAUAUCGUUCAGCUGGGCGUGGAUUAUCAGGGCGGCACCGAGGAUAUUUACAAGAGUGUGAAGAUUAGAGUCGAGGUGGGCAGAGAGUGGCAAGCUGCUCCUAAUGCUUUCAACACAAACGCCCUCUCACAACUCCGCUCCCUCUCCGCAGACCCACUCAACCAACCACAGCCACAAAGCACAAUCGCACAUGGCAAGAAACGCAUGCCAAAGACCAACAUCCCCGAUUGUUGUAUCUGCCUCUUCGCAGUAACAAUCCGCCAAGCCCUCUUCAUAGCCCCUUGCUCUCACGCCUUUCACUACAAAUGCAUCCGCCCCCUCCUCGAAGCCCACACAAGCGCAUUCAGCUGUCCCCUCUGUCGCACAUUCGCAGAUCUAGACGAAGACGUCGAAGUUGAAAUCGAACCCUCUCCUUCUCCCUCCCCUUCAUCAUCACCAGAAGACGACGAUGUCGAAGAUGACGCUGCGUUGGCGCUGGGGAAAUCGUUAUCGCUAGCGCCUCCGAUGGUACGAGACGGAGCUGAGACGGAGGUAGAGGGCGAUGCGAGUUCGAGACCGCGUGUGAGAAUACGGACCGCUGGGCACGUUUUACACCCGCAUCCUCAUCCGCAUCUACCGGUGUCUGUAUUGGAGGGCGAGGACGAUCUUGACGAGGAGAUGAUGGAUAUGCUAGACGAUGCGGAUUCGGAUGCGGGAGAGGGGGAUGAAAGGAGUGGGAGCGGCAGUGGCAGUGGCAGUGCUGAAGGUAUGGGCUUGAGCUUAGGCUUAGGAAUGGGGGCGAUGGUGGUUGAUGGGGAAAUGGUGAAUGGGAAGCGGAAACGGUGACCGUUCCGUUCGCCUCAUGCCUUCAUCCUUUUACUCUCCACUGUAUCCUUCCAUUUCAUCUCAUCGUUCUGUUCCAUAAUGACCCCCAGGAAGGACCAAUAUUGUUCAUGAUAUCAAGGGAUUCGUUUUGUAUAUUUGGCGCGCAUGGGUUAUCGCACUUUUUACAUAUGAGCGGUUCUAUACAUACAUCUUUCUUUCCUUCCUUCCUUCUUUCCUUCCUUCCUUCUU